AUGAAAGGUAAACUUUGGAUUCUAGGUUUGUUCCUGCUAAUAAACGGUGGUUUGGAGACUUCUCAUGGUUUAGUGGAUGGUUUGGAAUCGAUGUGGAAUUAUGACUACACCAAAUAUCACCCUAUGGAUGAGAUAUACCGCUGGAUGGAAGAUGUGAAGCAAAGGAACCCCGAACUGAUUUCCUCUACUGUCUAUGGACACACCUAUGAAGGAAGAAACAUCACACUGCUGAAGUUGGGACUAGAAAACCCGAAGGGCAAAGAGAAGAAGGUGAUAUGGGUGGACUGUGGUAUUCACGCUCGGGAGUGGAUCGCCCCCGCUUUCUGUCAGUGGUUUGUCAAAGAGAUUGUGCAGUCAUACAAAACCAAUGAAAAGCUGGAGCAGAUGCUGCAGAAUGUUGACGUCUAUGUUACUCCUGUGAUCAAUGUGGAUGGAUAUAUAUUCACCUGGGCCAAUGACAGUACUCGUCUGUGGAGAAAGUCUCGUUCCCCCCCUCCUCCAGGUGGUAGCUGUUACGGUGUUGACCUCAACAGAAACUUUAAUGCCAACUGGGGAACGGUUGGAGUGUCAUUUAACAGUUGUGCACUCACCUACUGUGGGGAAUCACCAGGAUCAGAGCCUGAGGCUAAAGCUGUGAUGGACUUUGUCGGUAAGAUGAUUAAGCAGACUCUACUUUUCCUCACCAUCCAUUCUGCUGGACAACUUAUACUCCUUCCAUAUGGCCACCCUGAGAUUUAUGCACCCAACUACAAUGAACUGGUUUCAGUUGGUGAGGCAGCAGCAGCCGAAAUGAAGAAGGUGCAUGGAAUGAACUACACCGUAGGAACAUCUCCACAGAUCCUCUAUGCGAAUUCAGGUUCAAGUCGUGACUGGGCUCGUCUCAGUGGCAUCCCUUUCUCUUACACCUUUGAGCUGCGAGACAAAGGUAACUUCAGCCACUUGCUGCCAGAAGAGCAGAUUCAGCCAGCCUGUGAGGAGGCCUACGCAGGAGCUCUUUCCAUCAUUACAUACGUUCACGACAAGGCCUUUAACAGCAGUACCCUCCCUAACGCUGCUGUCAUCACAGUUACUGGUAAUGUUAUGAAGAUAUGGAGCACUAUGAUGGCUGUGUUUCUCACCACAGGGGUCUUGGUGUAAG
Thunnus maccoyii (southern bluefin tuna) is the source of this 1138-nucleotide messenger RNA. RefSeq names its product carboxypeptidase O-like. The record is from RefSeq and is a predicted model, not a curated record. The transcript has 11 exons. Lineage: Eukaryota; Metazoa; Chordata; Actinopteri; Scombriformes; Scombridae. Gene Ontology annotation, biological process: proteolysis. Gene Ontology annotation, molecular function: metallocarboxypeptidase activity; zinc ion binding. Bases 1 to 1137 code for a protein of 378 amino acids.